UCUGUAAGUGAGCUGUUAGGGAAGGAAUUAAAUACGGAUAUGCUGUCUGCUUGCUGCCUUAAGACAGCGAAGCUGAAUUGCUGAUUCGUUUUAACUUUUAAAAUACCCUGCUUGGUGUAUAUUUCUUAGAAUUGUUGUAUUGCUAAGACUGGGGACGCUGUUUUCUUUCACAAAGGGAAAUCUAAGUUCAUUUCAAGGCAUUCGAAAUGGGGAAAGACUAUUAUUCCAUUUUGGGAAUUGAAAAAGGAGCGUCAGAUGAAGAUAUUAAAAAGGCUUACCGAAAACAAGCCCUCAAAUUUCACCCGGACAAGAACAAAUCUCCUCAGGCAGAGGAAAAAUUUAAAGAGGUCGCAGAAGCUUAUGAAGUAUUGAGUGAUCCUAAAAAGAGAGAAAUAUAUGAUCAGUUUGGGGAGGAAGGUUUGAAAGGAGGAGCAGGAGGUACUGAUGGACAAGGAGGUACCUUCCGGUACACCUUUCACGGAGAUCCUCAUGCCACAUUUGCAGCAUUUUUCGGAGGUUCCAACCCCUUUGAAAUUUUUUUUGGAAGACGGAUGGCUGGUGGUAGAGAUUCUGAUGAAAUGGAAGUAGAUGGAGAUCCUUUUAGUGCCUUUGGAUUCAACAUGAAUGGAUAUCCAAGAGACAGGAAUUCUGUGGGGCCGUCCCGCCUCAAACAAGAUCCUCCAAUUAUUCAUGAACUUAGAGUAUCACUUGAAGAAAUAUAUAGUGGUUGUACCAAACGGAUGAAGAUUUCUCGGAAAAGGUUAAACCCCGAUGGAAGGAGUUAUAGAUCUGAGGACAAAAUUCUUACCAUUGAGAUAAAAAAAGGGUGGAAAGAAGGCACCAAAAUUACUUUUCCAAGGGAAGGAGAUGAAACACCAACUAGUAUUCCAGCAGACAUUGUUUUUAUUAUUAAAGAUAAAGAUCACCCAAAAUUUAAAAGGGAUGGAUCAAAUAUAAUUUAUACAGCUAAAAUUAGUUUACGAGAGGCAUUGUGUGGCUGCUCAGUUAAUGUGCCAACAAUGGAUGGAAGAACCAUACCUAUGUCAAUAAAUGAUAUUGUGAAACCUGGAAUGAGGAGAAGAAUUAUUGGAUAUGGACUACCAUUUCCAAAAAAUCCUGAUCAACGUGGUGACCUUCUAAUAGAAUUUGAGGUGUCUUUCCCAGAUUCUAUAUCCUCAUCAUCCAAAGAAGUACUUAGGAAACAUCUUCCUGCCUCAUAGAAUGAAAAACUUUGUUACCCGUAUUUUGAUAAGGCACUGAAAAUAUAAAAGGACUGGCUGUUUACUGAUGUAGAUGUGAAUUCUGUAUAAAGAUGUCUAAAUUAUAUUGAGGAUUCAUUAAAUUGCAUGACUAGAGACGGGUCAAAUAAAUAGGCAAAAGGGAUUUUUACAGUUAUAGAUGAAGAGAAACCAUUCACUCUAUUUUGUUUCUCCCAAGUCAGAAAUUUUUAGUAUUUUGCUUACAGGUAAAAUUUGUUUUUGUGGAGUUAGUAGAUAUAUUUCUAAUAAAGUACAAGACUAUCCAAGUACUUUAUUUCUUAUAUCUUUACAUUAUCAGUACAGUAGUUUCCCAUUUAUAAUGAAAAUUUAAAUUUUUAACUAAGCUAUACAUGUGAUAUGUAUUUCUAGAAAAUAAAAACCCAAGUCAUUUGGAAAUGUGGUGAACUAGAUUCAAAUCACUAUCUGAAAUGCUGCUAUUGGGCUGGUACCCAUAAAAGAAGACCCAAAUACAUAAUGUUUUACCAUUUUGAUUUUUAAACUAUGCUAUAGCAUUUGUUAAUAACAUCGUUGUAAUGUUCUUAAGGCAGACCUUUUCUCCAUAAAAAGGAAAUUAAUGGCAAUUUAUCUCCUGUGGAAAUCCCAAUUGCCUGAAUUACUGAUAUUUUAGAAAUAGGCUGUUUUUAAAAUGCCGUAUGUAAUUUUAUGCAAGUUGACUAUAUCUCUUGACUUAAUAAGUUAUAGGCACAUUUUAUUGUCCACUAGUUUAAACUAGUUUGUUUAAUAAUAAAUAUGCUUUUAGAGGAAAUGUUGUUACUUGGAAUUAAUUUUCCAAUUACACAGUCUUCUAUAACUUACUCAAAAUAUGCUAUAUGUACCUUACAUAAUUUCCCUAAAAAGAAUAAACUACCACUAUGGUGUUAAGCCAAAAUAUGGGAAAAAUAAAUACUAACUGCUGCUUAUUAAUGAUGUUGCUACUACUUGUUAUGCAUAUAAAUAUUUUACUUUUUCAUAUGAAUAGAUUGCAUUUCUUAGGUGUUUUAAUUUUUAAAAUAUAUUUGCAUCUAAAAAUUAUUUUGUUUUGAUUUCUGUUUUUUAACUAUAGUGAAAAUGAUGUUUUGAAACAAUUUGGCUCUAAAGUAAUUUUUAGGGUGAUAAACACACACACACACACACGAGGUAUAUUGGAUCCUAUCACUCUUUAAGCAUAAGAUGAAGUCAUCUUUUAGAAAUUCAAUAAAUAGGUUGCAAUUGCCAUCUAUUUUAUACCUUUAAUGAGAUAGAAUUCACAUGCCACAAUGUUUACCCUAUUUAUUUUAAUUUUUUUUUUCUUUAUUGAUUUGAGACAGAGAGGAAGGGAGAGGGAGAGAGAGCUAGAAACAUUGA
This is a messenger RNA of Molossus molossus (Pallas's mastiff bat), 2603 nucleotides long. It is a transcript of the gene DNAJB4, whose product is annotated as DnaJ heat shock protein family (Hsp40) member B4. The transcript is spliced from 3 exons. The record is from RefSeq and is a predicted model, not a curated record. The coding region runs from base 207 to 1220 and encodes 337 amino acids. Gene Ontology annotation, molecular function: protein-folding chaperone binding. Gene Ontology annotation, cellular component: cytosol. Lineage: Eukaryota; Metazoa; Chordata; Mammalia; Chiroptera; Molossidae.